Messenger RNA from Sitophilus oryzae (rice weevil), 3322 nucleotides. RefSeq names its product serine/threonine-protein kinase Chk2 (gene lok). NCBI's taxonomy places the organism in Eukaryota, Metazoa, Arthropoda, Insecta, Coleoptera, Curculionidae. The record is from RefSeq and is a predicted model, not a curated record. Gene Ontology annotation, cellular component: nucleus; cytoplasm. The coding region runs from base 167 to 1624 and encodes 485 amino acids. Gene Ontology annotation, molecular function: ATP binding; protein binding; protein serine/threonine kinase activity. Gene Ontology annotation, biological process: mitotic DNA damage checkpoint signaling; protein phosphorylation. The transcript has 8 exons.
UUGUUAAAGUUAAAUACCCAUCACAUGUAACAUGUGUUGAGAUGGUGUUGAGUGAACGGAAAUCGGCAAUCUUUUAGUGCAAUCUAUACAAUAUUUUUAUUUUCUCCCUUUAUAAGCAAUCCUUUACUUUUAUGCAUUGUAUAAAAAUACCAAAACAAAAUAAACGAUGGGUGAUUUACCAGACACAUUGACUCCAGCAAGUGGGGCCACAACAGAAUCGGAAAAUAAUAAAGCAAUACGUAUUCCUUGGGGCAGGUUGCUAGCUACCAAAUUAUAUAUCAACAAUAUCGACUUGAUCGAUGAUUACUUUAGUUUUGGUCGAGCAUUUGAUUGCACAGUUUUUGUUACUAGCCAACAAUGCAGGAAAGCUACAAAACUUAUUUCCAAAACUCACUUUUCUAUUGAAAAGAGCUUUGAAGAUAAUCUAAUUUACAUUAGGGAUUUAAGUAAAAAUGGAACCUUUGUUAAUAAAAUUUUAUUAGGAAAAGGUAAACGGCGAAUAUUGAGGAAUAAUGACACUAUUGCUGUAACAGUACCUACUUAUGCUGUAUAUAUUUUUAAAUAUAACGGAUAUGAAGGUAAUGAUACCUUUUUACCUUCAAACUUGGAAGAGAAAUAUGCCCAUAUCAGGCUGCUGGGUAGAGGGGCAUGUGGUGAAGUGCGAUUGGUUAAAAACAGGGAUACUUUUGAGUUUCACGCUGUCAAGAAAAUAUUGUUAGGCAGAAGCAACACAUCAUUAUUACAUCAAAUUAAUCAUCCGACUAAAAUACAAAAUGAAAUAUCAAUUUUAAGGAAGCUAUCCCAUCCUUGUGUAAUAUGUAUGGAUGAAAUUUUCCAAAACGUUAAUGACAUUUACAUAGUUUUGGAGUAUAUGGCAGGAGGUGAGUUAAACAACCGAAUUAUAGCAGUUCAUAAUGAGCUAGACGAAGACCUGAGCAAGUUUUACUUCUUCCAAAUGAUCCUGGCAGUCCAGUAUUUACAUUCCAAUGGAAUAGUACAUAGAGACUUAAAACCAGAAAAUAUUUUAUUACUGGAUGAGAGACCAGAAACAAUAUUGAAGAUCACUGACUUUGGUUUGAGCAAAGUGACAAACUGCGACAAUAUGACAACAAUGUGCGGUACUUUGAAGUAUGUAGCGCCGGAAGUGCUGCAUAAUGGCUUUAGAGAUUAUGGAGAGUACGGCAAAGGUGUGGAUAUUUGGAGUUUAGGUGUUAUUUUAUUUUACAUGCUAUCCAAAGAGCACCCUUUCAGAUCAAAUGACGCCGCGCUACUAAGAACUGAAAUAGUGAACGGUAAUUAUCACAUGGUCGCUGAGAAAUGGUCAGAUGUAUCAGCUGAAGUACAAGACUUAGUUAAGAAGAUGUUAGUUUUGCUACCAAAGAAAAGAAUCUCUAAUAAGGAUAUUUUAGCACACCCAUGGAUCAAAAAUGAUCACGGAGUUCAACACAGGGCGAUCAGGCUUUUGAAGAACGAGGGUUAUGAGAACCCUUUAAACUUUUUAGCGACUGAGCCUCCAGAGAAGAAGUUUAAAUUUAACGAAUAUUCUAGCUCCAGCUCCUCAGGUAACUCUAAUUCUACCCUAAGAUGUGCAACCAACAGUUUUAACAGUACAGUGUGCUGUUAAAAAUGUUAGCUUUAAAACGGCUGUUUUUUAUUAUUGUUGUUCCUUUUUAGCUUAUAUUAUAUUUCUCUCUACUAUGUAUUCUAUUUCUUAAGUAUACCACGUUAAAAAUAUUUUAUGGUCACACAAAAAAAAAUAUUUAUAUUUUACUUGAAAUGCAAUUUUGAACUCAAGUUUCCUUACCAAAAUAAAACGGCGUCACAGUAACCUUUGAAGUGACAAACUGAUAAUAAAAUUGACAUAAAAUCUUGCCAGAAAUUAAUAUUUAAAUGACAUAAAGUUCUUUUUUGAAAAUUGAUUAGUAAAUGUUAAUUUCUGAGAAUUUAUGACACAAAUUAUCUUGUUAGCCGUCAUUUCAAAGGUUACCUUGACAUCGUUUUUUUCCCAAUCAUUUAAUCAGUAUUCUGCCACAAGUUUCAUAUCCUAUAAAUAACAACGUUAGACAAAUUUUGCAAAAUAGUCAGCAAUUAAAAAAUUAAUUUUUUAAGUUUAAAUGUUUUUUUUUGUGAUCAUACUGCUUUAAAGAAUAUAAGUUUUAUUUUACCUAGUUAUUGAUAAGUAAAGUUGUUUAUAAUGCGACCUUACAAAGUGACUUACGAGAAAUGUUUCUCUACAAUUGGGUCGCAUUGUGCCAUAGUUUGUCCAUAUUUGUUAUAUCUGCCAUAUUGAAGUAUUAUUACAAAGUUUUUACAUUUUUGUAAAGUAUUUUUUAUAUAAAAAACAGUUUUGUGAAAUUUACACAUUCCAUUUUGUAAUAAAAAGAUUUUUUGAUCAAUCUGUAUUUUGUUUUGAAUAUAUACAGUGUGGUCAAAUGUAAAUGACGUCAGUGUCAAAGCAGACUGUGUCAGUUAAGAAAUUGAUGAUGUAAUUUCAGGACAAAAAUACAAAGUAGGGAUGGACGAUCAUAGAUUUUAGCUAUCGAUAAUUAUAAAAUUAUCGAUAGUAUAUCGAUAAUUAUCGAUAUACCGAAAAGCCCAUCCCUAAUCGUAUUUAGUAAUUUAGUACAAAAAUAGUUGUAUAAAUAUUGUUAUGUAUGGAUAGUUAUCAAUAAUCGAUACCUAUGCCGAUACUUUCAAUACAUUGAUAGGUGACGAUAUUUUUAGAUAUUGUCCCAUCCUUAAUUACAGAGCAGCCAGGGUUGGGUAUUUAGCGUCUACGUUUUUUUUUACGUUUUGAUAUAAAAUACAGGUAAAAAAUCUGUCUUUUCAGGAAAUAUUUUUUAUUUCUUUUAUAAUUUUUUUUUGGUUAAAAAUUGGAGUAAACUAGAAACGAUCUAAAAUCCGUCUUAUAGGAAGAGGUGUUGGUAAAUAAAAACCAGUUUUUCUUAAAUUAAAUUUUAAUUUCAAUAUAUUCUUGUAAAAUACAAUUUUUUUGAAAAAAAUUAUCUUAAAAAUAACAUAAAUAGAUUCUCACAAGCUAAAUUAAUACGGGCUGUUUCCUUUUCAAUAUUAUAAAGUAAAAUAUUCAGUCUUCUCGGCAUACGAUGUAUUCUAUAAUAAUUAUAAUUAAUAUAAUACCGUAAAGCCUAUUUUAAUACCAUACGAUCGAAAAAAAACGGCGUCAAGUAGGCUUGGAAUGGGAUGACUUCGUUUUCCCAGGGAUCCUUGACGUCAUUUUUUUUUCAAUUGUGGUAUUUUUACAAAGUACUGGGUUUUAGUACCUUGCAAUACAGUGGUAGUUUGUAUAAUAGAGAUAUUAUAA